GUUAAUAUUUGAAGCAUUAGACCACAAUAAUCAUACCAAGCCUUAUGUUGACGAGGUGAUCGAACGGCAUAUGUAUUCGGGUAUUAUUACACCCAGUGCAGAAUGGCAUCAACUGUCUCAUCCGGGUAUCACAGCCACUAUCAGCUAUAGAAUACGUGUGACGUGCGAUCCACACUAUUACAAUUACACAUGCACCAAAUUCUGUCGACCUAGACACGAUCGUUUUGGACAUCACACCUGUAGUGAGCAGGGAGAUAAAAUCUGUAUGUUAGGAUGGAAAGGACCUAACUGUGAAACGGCCGUGUGUAAAGAAGGUUGCCAUCCUCAACACGGAUAUUGCGAUAAACCUGGUGAAUGCAGAUGCCGUCCAGGCUGGGAAUCCGAGUUAUGCGAUAAGUGUUCCCCCUAUCCAGGAUGCAAACAUGGGUACUGUGAGAACGAGCCUUGGCAAUGUAAAUGUUAUGUUAACUGGGGCGGAUUUCUUUGCAACAAAGAUCUUAACUACUGUGGAACCCAUGAGCCAUGCCAGAACGGCGGAAUUUGUGAAAACACACCACCUGACGAGUAUAGGUGUCGCUGUCCCGUAGGAUUCUCUGGAGUCAAUUGUGAAGUAGGUGAGUUAGUUGAUGAUCCAUGUGCUACAUCACCAUGUGCAAAUGACGGAACUUGUUCAGAAAUCAAUGGAACUUACAGUUGCACGUGCAAACCUGGUUGGAAUGGAGAGAGAUGCCAACAAACUGACUUACUGGAACCAUCAGACGCUGACGAAUGCGCAAGAGAACCUUGUGUCAACGCUCGCUGGUGCAAAAACAUGGUUGGAGAUUAUGUUUGUGAAUGUCAGCCCGGUUGGACAGGAAAGAACUGUGACCACAACAUUAAUGAUUGUGUCGGCCAGUGCCAGAAUGGCGCCACCUGCAUUGACCUCGUCAGAGAUUAUCAUUGUGCUUGCCUCCCAGGGUUCACUGGAAGGAACUGCCAGACCAACGUUGAUGAUUGUUCUAGUAAUCCAUGUUUAAAUGGGGGGGAAUGUGUAGACUUUGUGGGUGAUUUCUCAUGUAUCUGUCCUGUUGGAUAUAAAGGAAUUCGUUGCGAAAUUGACGAUGAUUUUUGUAAUCCAAAUCCCUGUGAGAAUGGAGCUUCAUGUUUUAAUAUGCAUAGAAACUACUACUGUCACUGUCCAGCCCAAUAUUAUGGAAAGAACUGUACUGAACAAAGACCUCAGUGUUCUUCUCUACCUUGUGAAACUUUGGACGGUUGUACGGAACCCAUAUCCGCCAACAUUUCCACUGGAAAACAGCAGCUCAUCGGAUCAGAUGUGUGCGGCAUCCAUGGAAAAUGCAUUAGUGAGCCAACAGGGGUAUUUACUUGUGUUUGUGAUCCAGGAUAUACUGGCAAACACUGUCAAGAUAACAUUAACGAAUGCGCCUCCAAUCCGUGCCAAAAUGGCGGUACCUGUGUGGACAAAAUCAACUCCUUCCAGUGUAUUUGUAAAGAAGGCUGGAAAGGACCAAUUUGUAGUCGGAAGCAUAGCCACUGUGCUCUUAAUCCCUGUGUGAGUGGAGGAACGUGCACAGACCUUGGAGACAACUUUAUAUGUCGAUGUCCUCGUGGAUUUGAAGGCCGUACAUGUCAAAUAGCUAAAAACCCUAGUUGCUACUCCAGUCCAUGUCAGAAUGGUGGCACUUGUAUCAACAUGGGAACUGGGUUUUCUUGUCUAUGUAAGCAAGGUUACGAAGGUCCCCUGUGUCAAAACAAUAGUGAUUAUUGCAACCCCAAUCCUUGCUACAAUAAAGGCAGAUGUGUGAGUGGAUUAAACUGGUUCCGGUGUGAGUGUGCUAAAGGAUUUGCUGGAUCCAACUGUUAUAUUAAUAUCAAUGACUGUGCUUCCUUUCCCUGUAAAAAUGGAAGCACCUGUAAGGAUGGCAUUGUUGACUUUCAGUGUUUUUGUCCCCCAGGUUAUACAGGAAGACAAUGUAACAUAGAGGUAGGCAAGAGACAAUGUGAGUGGAAUGGUUUUACUUAUAACCAUGGCAGCACAUGGGAGAAAGAUUGUAAUACCUGUUUCUGCCAAGAUGCAGAAGUAACCUGUACCAAGUUUUGGUGUGGUUUUCCAAACUGCUUGGCUGACCCAAACUUCACAAGUGAUAUGAUUCAUCAGUGUCCUCAAGGACAAAUAUGUGUCCCUGAUUUUGAUAGCACUUGUUUUGUUCCUCCUUGUUCUUCAAGAGGAAGGUGUUCUCUCACAGGAAACUUAACCAAAAGCUCCACAGAUGUAUUACUUUCUAAUCUCAAAUGUAAACCAAACUCGGCUGAAUUAGACAACAACUGUGCAACUAUUACCUUGGUGUUCAACCAUAGUAAGAUACUACAGGGACUGACAGUUGAAAGUGUGUGUGUACAGAUACGAAAAUUACCUAAACAACUGAACUAUACAUCAAACUACACAGUUUUUAUUCUUUGUGACCAAACAGAAGAUGAAUCAGACAGCAUUGAAGUAGCAGUGUCCACAACUGGAGAGUCUUCAUUUGAUACCUACAAAUUCAUAAGCAAUCUUACAAAAUGGCUGGCUGAUAAAAUAAGUCGCAGAGAAUCCAAUAGCACAGCUUUAGCAGCAGUAGUUGAGGUGAAAGUGGAGAUCUCCUUCCUUGCUUCCAGUCAUGGAUUUCGAUACUUGUUGGUACCAGUGCUAGUAUCACUCUUAGUUUUGCUACUUUUUGCUUGCCUUGUUGGAACAGGACUGUGGUAUUAUUGCCAUCUUUGUCAAAGAAAACAGUCAUUGACUCACCAUCAUCAGCACUCAAUUAUCAAUAAAUUAGAACAAUUUGAAGAAGAGAAGACUAAUAACCAAAAUGAAGAAAAGUUAAGAAGGUAUCAUAAUCCUCUUCACACUGGUAAUGACUUAAAGGAAAAACUUGGCUUCUCCAACUUGAGUGAUUCCACAGAGAUGAUGGAAGUUGAUAACAUUAAUUGCUCUACCCACAUUCCUAAAAAAAUAUACAAGAUCCACUCUUUAGAAUCACAAAAAAACACCAAUCCCAUGAAUCUUACAGAAAAAACCUUGGAGAAAGCAAACAAUCUUAGAUCUCAUCAGAAAAGGCCAUCUGGAAAGGAAGUCAUAGUUUAG
Messenger RNA from Limulus polyphemus (Atlantic horseshoe crab), 3124 nucleotides. It is a transcript of the gene Ser, whose product is annotated as protein jagged-1-like. Gene Ontology annotation, molecular function: Notch binding; calcium ion binding. The coding region runs from base 71 to 3124 and encodes 1017 amino acids. The transcript has 18 exons. Gene Ontology annotation, biological process: cell communication; establishment or maintenance of epithelial cell apical/basal polarity; heterophilic cell-cell adhesion. Gene Ontology annotation, cellular component: protein-containing complex; plasma membrane. The record is from RefSeq and is a predicted model, not a curated record. Lineage: Eukaryota; Metazoa; Arthropoda; Merostomata; Xiphosura; Limulidae.